Prorocentrum cordatum is the source of this 663-nucleotide messenger RNA. The record is from the annotation of a GenBank genome assembly. Lineage: Eukaryota; Dinophyceae; Prorocentrales; Prorocentraceae.
AUGUCUACGACGACGCACGUGGAGAUGCUGAUCAAGGAGGUUUUCGAAAAGGCAACGUCGCAGCAUCACUAUAUCGACAUGUAUGCAGACCUCUGCGUCCUCCUGAGCGAGUACUUUGCCCUGAACCCGGUCGGGAACGAUCCCAAGUUCAGCUUCAAGCGACUGCUCUUGCACGAGUGCCAGGGCAGCUUCGAGCGGAACCUCAAGGCACCCGACCUCAGUGGGCUGGACGACCCGGAGGAGCGCCAGCUGCGCGAGUUCCGCCACAAGCGGCGCGUGCUGGGCAACAUAAAGCUCAUCGGGGCCCUGCUGGUGCGCAAGAUGCUCGCUGGCAAGGUCUUCCUGGCCAUCCUCGCGGAGUUCGUGGGGACGCCCACCUCCGAGGCGAUGGAGUGCACGGCGGCUCUGCUGACGGUCGCGGGCGCCUCCUUCGACACGCAGGACUGGGCGCACCACGGGCGCCUCGACGCGAUAUUCGCCCAGCUGCGGUCGAUCGCCAGGCAGCCCUCCUGCGCGCCGCGCACCCGGUGCCUGCUGCAGGACGUGUUCGACCUGCGCGCGAGCGGCUGGCAGGCCCGCGCGCAGCACGGGCGCGCGGCGGCCCCGUCGACGCUGCAGGAGGUUGGCAUCUUGCAGGCGGUGGACCUCGGCCUCUUGCCCUGA